CAUGCUCCCGUGACAGUUCAGUCUUCUUCACACAAAAUACACAUAAUAGGCAACAAAAGCUCUUCUGUGCCAGAAACUAUGAAGAUUGCGUCGUUCAACGUACAGAGAUUUGGACUGGCUAAAGUUUCAGAUCCAGACGCCCUUUCAACGCUGGUCAAGAUCGUGUCUCGAUAUGACAUUAUAUUGAUUCUGGAGGUGGUGGACGUGAGCGGAGCUUCUGUUAAGGUGUUCUUGAAAGAACUCAAUAGCGUCAACACUGAGCAUCACUACACUCUUAAGAUCAGUGUCCGCCUGGGAAGGAACAGAUACAAGGAGCAGUUCUUAUUUCUCUACAGGGAUGAUGUAGUUGACCUGAUUGACUGCUAUCAGUAUGAAGAUGCCCAGGUGAACGAUUUGGAUGCUUUUGCCAGAGAGCCUUACAUUCUGCACUUCAGACCACACAACACAGUGCUGAAGGACAUCGUGCUGAUCCCAGUCCACACCAAACCGUGCGACUCAGAGAAAGAGCUUGAUGAACUCUAUGAAGUCUUCCUGGCCGUCAGAAACAAAUGGCAAACCGAUAACAUCAUGAUCCUGGGGGACUUCAACGCAGACGGGGCGUACGUCUCUGAUGAGCAAAUGAAGAAGAUCCGCAUCCGCAGUGACAAGAAUUUCCACUGGCUGAUUGGCGACGACGUGGACACCACUGCAAACACAGGCAACGAACACACCUACGACAGGAUUGUUGUGUAUGGACAAGACAUGCUUGCAGCCAUUGUGCCAAACUCAGCCAAGCCAUUUAAUUUCCAUGAAGAGUUUGCUUUGACGGAGGAAAUGGCUCUAAGGGUGAGUGAUCACUAUCCUGUUGAGGUUGAAUUAUGCUGCUCCUCUCCUGUGUGGACAGCUCACAGAGAUCACAGGAGUGCACCGGAUGACAGAGCUGUCACAGUGAGCCCCCAAGAGACCUUGCAGAUUCAUGUGCUGACACUGAAGAAGGAAAAUCUCCUGCUGGAACGAGAAAAGCUCCGUCUUCAGAUCUGCCUGCUGAAACAGAAGCUUGGUUCACUGCCAAACUGCAGCAGUGAUUGGAAAAUUGGAAAUUAAAUUGUUUGAGCUCCUUGUGUUGUUGCCACCUUCCUUUGUUUCUGUGUGAGCGCUGAUGCCUAACAAACAGAGCACAGGCACUACCACGGUUCUGUGUCUGCGCAUAAAACAAGUAAAAAACUUUGAUCUCAUGAA
This is a messenger RNA of Myripristis murdjan (pinecone soldierfish), 1218 nucleotides long. RefSeq names its product deoxyribonuclease-1-like. Gene Ontology annotation, biological process: DNA catabolic process. NCBI's taxonomy places the organism in Eukaryota, Metazoa, Chordata, Actinopteri, Holocentriformes, Holocentridae. The transcript has 10 exons. Gene Ontology annotation, cellular component: nucleus. The coding region runs from base 79 to 1083 and encodes 334 amino acids. Gene Ontology annotation, molecular function: deoxyribonuclease I activity; DNA binding. The record is from RefSeq and is a predicted model, not a curated record.